Molecule: messenger RNA, 2046 nt
Organism: Folsomia candida
Lineage: Eukaryota; Metazoa; Arthropoda; Collembola; Entomobryomorpha; Isotomidae
Gene: Srp54k
Product: signal recognition particle 54 kDa protein
Exons: 10
Coding region: 255-1802 (515 amino acids)
Biological process (GO): SRP-dependent cotranslational protein targeting to membrane, translocation; SRP-dependent cotranslational protein targeting to membrane
Cellular component (GO): signal recognition particle, endoplasmic reticulum targeting; cytosol
Molecular function (GO): ATP hydrolysis activity; endoplasmic reticulum signal sequence receptor activity; GTP binding
Source: RefSeq, a predicted model, not a curated record
CAAAAAAGUAAGUGGUUCUCCUCGUCACUUUUCUUGGCCCAUCUGCUUCUCAAAAUAUUUCAAAAGUUAAAUCAACUGAUCAAUUAGCACGGACCUUUGCUGAACCCAUUUCUUGGAAACGUUCUUCUCGUGAGCUACCCAUCCUGGAGUGGGAGCAGGGGGUGGGGAAGAAAAAGUGUCGAAAAGCUCAAAAGAGCUGCCAGAAAAAAGGAUACAGUUAUUUUUAAGGAAGACUUGUGAAAACAAGCUGAAAAAUGGUUUUAGCAGAUUUGGGUCGCAAAAUCACGACCGCUUUGCGGUCGUUGAACAGCGCCACGGUCAUUAAUGAGGAGGUUCUAAAUGCAAUGCUAAAAGAAAUUGUUACAGCCUUAUUGGAAGCAGAUGUCAACAUUAGACUUGUUAAGGGCUUAAGGGAAAAUGUCAGGGCUGUUAUUGAUUUUGAUGAAAUGGCUGCUGGACUUAACAAGCGUCGUAUGAUCCAAAGUGCAGUGUUCAAAGAACUUGUUAAGCUGGUGGAUCCAGGAGUGAAAGCCUAUCAGCCUGUUAAAGGGAAGUCCAAUGUGAUUAUGUUUGUGGGUCUGCAAGGAUCUGGGAAAACGACGACUUGCACCAAGUUGGCGUAUCACUAUAUGAAGAAGGGUUGGAAAACUUGCCUUGUUUGUGCCGAUACGUUCCGUGCUGGUGCUUAUGACCAGUUGAAACAAAACGCUACAAAGGCUAGAAUCCCUUUCUAUGGAAGCUACACAGAGAUUGAUCCCGUAAUUAUUGCUCAAGAAGGUGUCGCCAUGUUUAAAAAAGAAGGGUUCGAAAUCAUUAUUGUGGACACGAGUGGCAGGCACAAGCAACAAGACUCUUUAUUUGAAGAAAUGUUACAAGUUUCCAACGCCGUUAGUCCGGAUAACAUCAUAUUCGUCAUGGACGCUACCAUUGGUCAAGCAUGUGAGGGGCAAUCCAGAGCCUUCAAGGAUAAAGUUAAUGUAGGGUCUGUUAUCAUCACAAAAUUGGAUGGACAUGCCAAGGGUGGUGGUGCUCUUAGUGCUGUUGCUGCUACACAAAGUCCGGUCAUUUUCAUCGGUACUGGAGAACACAUUGAUGACUUGGAGCCAUUCAAAACCAAGCCGUUCAUCAGUAAGCUGUUAGGAAUGGGAGAUAUCGAAGGCCUGAUUGAAAAAGUAAAUGAUUUGGGCUUGGAGGAUAACGAGGAAUUGAUAGAAAAACUAAAGCACGGUCAUUUCACGCUGCGCGACAUGUACGAACAGUUCCAAAACAUUAUGAAAAUGGGUCCGUUUUCUCAAAUUAUGGGGAUGAUUCCAGGAUUCAGUCAGGAUUUUUUGGCCAAGGGCAGUGAAAAGGAGUCGAUGGCCAGAUUAAAACGAUUAAUGACAAUGAUGGACAGCAUGAAUGACGGAGAGUUGGACAACCGAGAUGGAGCCAAACUAUUUACAAAACAACCCGGCCGAAUUAUCCGCGUUUCCUGUGGUGCUGGUGUGACUGAAAGAGAGGUCCGAGAACUGCUUACUCAAUACACAAAGUUUGCUGCAGUGGUGAAGAAAAUGGGAGGCAUCAAAGGACUGUUCAAGGGUGGGGACAUGGGCAAGAAUGUUAAUCCAAAUCAAAUGGCAAAACUCAAUCAACAAAUGGCAAAAAUGAUGGACCCUCGAGUGUUUCAACAAAUGGGUGGAAUGGGCGGCCUUCAAAAUAUAAUGCGACAACUUCAGCAAGGUGCCGGAGGAUUGGGAAAUAUGUUUGGUGGAGGUGCAGGCGGAAGUGCUCCAAGCGGAAGUGGUGGAGGUAGACGGUAGCAAUAGAGUAGUCAUAAUUAUACAAAUAAUUAUUAUAUAAUUACAACCCUGAUUUUAUAUGCAUUGCCAAUUCCUCUAAAACUCAUAAAUAAAACUAUAACUAAUAUAUGUAAUCUUACAAUUUUGUGUACAAGAACGUGAUAAGAGUGAAAAAGUUUCUUUUUCUACACAGAGAAAAUAUAUAGUGUGCAUGACAGAUGUACAUGUGUUUGUGUGAACAUGAAUAAUACUGAUUUGACUGCUA